Lactuca virosa is the source of this 1619-nucleotide messenger RNA. The record is from the annotation of a GenBank genome assembly. NCBI's taxonomy places the organism in Eukaryota, Viridiplantae, Streptophyta, Magnoliopsida, Asterales, Asteraceae.
AGAAAUUCAUAAUAUAAAAAUUUAUAUUUUACAGGAUUAGGAUUUAAUAUUGCAGAAGAAGGGAUCUUCGGUGCGAUCGAUAACAACACCGAGCAAUCGUGACGACGAGUAAUCACUUGUAUGGAGUCAUUCAUGACUGCAUUGAUUCAAUCGACGCAUUGAACAGCUUUAAUCUUCAAGGUUUUCGAAGCUCGAUUUGAGGCCUGACAGGCUUUGGUUUCUAGAUAUUGAGCUACUUAUCUUUCGAUCUCCUAUUUGGAUUCGAAACUGGUUGAAAUUUUGACUGACCAGAAAGGAAAGAGCCUGAGCAAAAUCUGUAGAGGAUAAAAGGGGGAAAAGUGUGGAUCAGUUCAAAAAGUCAUCUCGUAACAGUGUUAUUCUCGUGAAGACUGAAAGACACUCCUCUUUUCGUUUCUUUUUCUCUCUAGGCAUAUUGAUGUGAAGCAAAAGAUUCAACAUGGGAAAAACAUGAGUAAAGCAAGAGAGAAUUGGGAAAGGGGAAAUUUCUACUCGAGCUACCAGAUGAUUUCCCUUUCUCUUCCACUUUAAAUUCCCUCAACAAAUAAUGGCUGAUGAUCUAUGCUUCUUCAUUAAGGAUAUGCUUAUCGUUAGACCUCCAGUAAAGAACUCCUUGGUGUUGAGAAUAAGUUUGUUAGCUUUUGUCAUGGUAUGUGGGGUUUUCAUGUGUUCAAUUGGUCUAAAGCAAAUUAGCAACUUCACAAAGGCCGGUUUCAUUGACAUUAAAGUGGUUGACAAACCUUGCGAUGUCCCCAAUGUUGAAAAAUGGGAGAGGCCUUAUGUUCAUUUCCCCAAACCCACAACUUUUAAUCGGGCUGAAUGUGCAUGCAAUCCUGUUCGAUACUUUGUUAUCUCAUCAACACAAAGAUCUGGGAGUGGAUGGUUUGAGACAUUAUUAAAUAGUCAUAUGAAUGUAAGCUCAAAUGGUGAGAUCUUCUCAGUUAAACCAAGGAGGACAAAUAUGUCAACAAUUGUGGACACUUUGGACAAAAUUUACAAUCUUGAUUGGUUGACAAGUGCUUCCAAGAAUGAAUGCACAGCUGCAGUGGGCUUGAAGUGGAUGCUUAAUCAGGGUUUGAUGCAGAAUCAUGAAGCAAUAGUGGAAUAUUUUAAAGCUAAAGGAGUUUCAAUGAUAUUUCUUUUUAGAAGAAAUCUUCUUCGUAGAAGAAUCUCAAUACUUGCAAAUGCUUAUGACCAAAGUGCUAAACCUCUAAAUGGGAAACACAAAUCCCACGUCCAUUCACACGAUGAGGCUAAAAUUCUAGCAAGUUACAAGCCCACAAUAAAUACAACACUACUGAUACCCGAGCUUAAACAAGCCGACAACAUGGUUAAACAAGCUUUGGAAUACUUCAAUACCACUCGCCACAUCAUCCUUUACUACGAAGACAUUAUCAAGAACCACACUGUAUUGGAGGAUGUGCAACGGUUUUUGAGGAUACCGCAAAUGGAGCUAAAGAGUAGGCAGGUGAAGAUACAUAAAGGUCCAUUACGUGAACAGGUGGAAAAUUGGGAUGAUAUUAAAAAGGUAUUAAAUGGAACACUUUAUGAGAGCUUUCUGCAUGAGGAUUAUAAAGUUAGUUAAAUAGUUUGUAAUUGUG